UAAUAAAUUGCACCUCCUUAGCAUUACAGUUUUGACAAUUACAAUUAUUUAUUUGUGCUGGCCAUUUUACUAAGAGAUACAGAGGGACAGAAAUAUUUCUUGACAUUUUUGUGAUCUGUGCCCAUAUUGAAAGGGAAGAAAAAUCGUCGUUGACUUGCCCUGAGUGUAGGUAGGGAGACAAUUUCCAUUGCUACUGAAGGACGCACACAUUCGCCAAAAUUGAUUCGAUAGUUGCGCUCGCCCCGGGCGUGAGCAACGCAAAGGAAAGCGUUUGCAAAGGCUCCCAAUCGAAGGGUGGAGACGCGACGUCAGGUGUCCCUGGCACAUUGGCUAGCGUUGAAAUAAGCCGCGCCCUUGAGGAAAAAGUGCAGCUAUCGGCAGCACCUGGUAAUCAACUUGUCGUGCUACAUGCCAAGGACUCCGACGUUAUGUCCGGAGAUCAAAAAGUGCUAUUAAAAGGCCAUGCCUCUCAGUACGUUAAACUUAAUGUGGGCGGCCGUCUAUAUUACACUACAAUAGGUACGCUGACCAAACACAAUGACACGAUGUUAAGCGCCAUGUUCAGUGGUCGCAUGGAGGUGCUAACGGAUUCAGAGGGGUGGAUUUUGAUUGAUCGCUGCGGUAAUCAUUUUGGCAUUAUAUUAAACUUUCUACGCGAUGGGACCGUUCCGUUGCCGGAAACCAACAAAGAGAUUGCUGAGCUACUUGCCGAAGCCAAAUAUUAUUGCAUCACCGAGCUGGCCAUGUCAUGCGAGCGGGCUCUCUAUGCGCAUCAGGAACCAAAACCCAUUUGCCGCAUACCGCUGAUAACCUCACAAAAAGAGGAGCAACUGUUAAUAAGCGCCUCCUCGAAACCGGCCGUGAUACUGGUGGUGCAGCGCCAGAACAACAAGUACUCGUACACAAGCACCUCGGACGACAAUUUGCUCAAGAAUAUCGAACUGUUUGAUAAGUUAUCGUUGCGUUUUAACGAGCGUAUACUCUUCAUUAAGGAUGUGAUUGGGCCGAGCGAAAUAUGCUGCUGGUCCUUCUACGGACAUGGCAAGAAAGUGGCUGAGGUGUGCUGCACCUCCAUAGUUUAUGCAACAGAUCGUAAGCACACGAAGGUGGAGUUUCCGGAGGCACGCAUUUAUGAGGAGACGCUCCAGGUGCUACUUUACGAGAAUCGAAAUGCUCCCGACCAGGAGCUACUACAGGCCACAUCGUCUGUGCGAGCAGGUGGUGUUAGCGGCGCCAAUAUGCAGCAAUACACCAGUGACGAGGAGGAGGAAAGAACUGGUCUGGCACGACUGCGCUCUAACAAAAGGAGUAAUCCCACUUGACUUAUACCACGAUUUGCACUGCCCCAGAUUUGAUGGCAGAAUUGUGGCGCUUGCAACCUCUGCUGGUUCGGUUCCUGACCUCUCGAGCAGAGGCUGGAAAACUGGGACAAGGAGCACGCCACAGUAGUUGCCAUUAAUUCCUUUACAACAAAUACGUACACACCAACAAGCCAAUAUAUGUAUAUGUAUACAAAAAACAAGCACUGGAAACGUGAUCAUUGAAGCAAGCUAAUGCCCGGCACGAUAAUUCUGACAAAAACAGAAAUCCAAAAAAAAAAAAAAAAAAAUCAAGUCGUUGCCCUUUAACUGCCUUGAGCAUCUUUCCAACUACACGUAAUCGAACUAAUCUACUGAAAGGCCCGACCCAAUUUUAGUGGGGGGGAAAAUAAAGUAUUAAAUGUUUUAUACUAACUACUGCAUACAUACAUAUGUAUGUGUCUCUAA
This is a messenger RNA of Scaptodrosophila lebanonensis, 1766 nucleotides long. RefSeq names its product BTB/POZ domain-containing adapter for CUL3-mediated RhoA degradation protein 3. The transcript has 2 exons. Lineage: Eukaryota; Metazoa; Arthropoda; Insecta; Diptera; Drosophilidae. Gene Ontology annotation, biological process: protein homooligomerization. Gene Ontology annotation, molecular function: protein binding. The record is from RefSeq and is a predicted model, not a curated record. The coding region runs from base 429 to 1322 and encodes 297 amino acids.